Stylonychia lemnae is the source of this 1545-nucleotide messenger RNA. The record is from the annotation of a GenBank genome assembly. Lineage: Eukaryota; Ciliophora; Spirotrichea; Sporadotrichida; Oxytrichidae.
AUGAUGCAGCAAAACUACAAUGAUUUAUUAAUUUGCCUGGGUUGUAAUAAACAAUACAAUCUAGAAGAUAGAUUGCCUUUGAGACUACCAUGUGAAGAUGAGAUCUGCAGUUAAUGCUAUAAAAAUCAGGUAGACUAAGUUCAAAAUCAACAAAUUCAAUGUCCAUCCGAUAGCACGCAUCUCUUUGGAAUCGAUGAGCCAGCUAAAGAAUCAAAGCUCAUGAUAAGAAUGCUUCAAAAACUGGUUUACGACCAGAUCAAUUGUAAAGAGCAUUAAGAAAAUCAGGUGCAGUUCUACUGUUAGAAUCAAAACACGAUUAUUUGCGCACUCUGCUUUGCCAUUGAAUCUCAUUAGAAAUGCUAUCAGGAAACUAUUGCACAUUUUGCUUUUGAAAGAAAAUUUUUAGUUGAGGCAUUUGAGAAAAUAACCCCAACACUAUAAGAAUAGAUUAACUAAAUUAAGAUUUUACUAGAAAGUAUCCAAACCUUCAUCAAUAAGAAAAGAAACUUUAAUGCUGAUGAAAUUGAACAAAUGAUUAUAAAGAUAUGUUCAAUACUUCAACUUUCUGCUUUUGAUGACUAGAUUAAGAAAAAUCUGAAACUAAGAGAGUCUUUUAGAAACAUAAGAACAACUGACAAUGAGGAGCAGAAAUAAGAUCUUGUUCUAACAUAAGAAGAAAUUACAAUAAAAGAACUUGGUAAAUAAGUCACGGAUCUGCAAAAUUAAUUGAGGGAAGUAUCAGAUCAAUUAGAAACUUAAUCUAAAUUACAUAAAGAGGAUAUAAAGUCAUUAAGAAAAGAAAAUAAAGAUAAAUUGGAUUCUUAAUAUAAUUAACAUUAAGCUGAGAUAAUAACUUAAUUUUAAGAAUGCUAGGCCAAAUUAGAAUCUCAGUCUAAGGAUUUCUAAAUAAAGUUAGAAAACUCAUAAAAGGAUAAUUAAGCUGAAUUAGAUAAGCUAUCAAAAGAUAAUUAAAAUAAAUAGGAAGUAUUAUCAAGGGAAUAUUAAGUCAAGUUUGACGAGUAAUCUAAAGAGACAUUAAAAUUUAAAACCUAUGCAAAAGAGUUGGAAGAAAAAAUGGAAUAAUUAAAAAAUGAAAUCGCGAAAGGAACUAGAGAUGGAUUUUAAGCAUUUGAUUUUCACAAACACUGUGAUAAUCAAGGACCUACCAUAUCCUUUAUAAAAAGUGAGCAUGGUUAAAUAUUCGGAGGCUAUACUUCUCUCUCUUGGACUUCUGCUAAUGGUUAAUAUUAUAAAGAUAAUAAUGCAUUUUUGUUUAAUUUGAAUAAGAACACUCUGCAUAAAUAAUAUCAAAACUUUGAUAAUGCAGUUAGACAUUAAAUAGAUUAUUAAAUGACAUUUGGUGGUGGCUUUGAUAUUAAUAUUUCAAAUAAUUGCAAUAAUAAUAAUUCUAGUUAUUGUCGGUUAGGAUACACAUAUAUGCCUCCAUAAGGUUUUAAGUAUGAUGAUUAAUAUGCUAAAGAUUAUUUAGCUGGAAGUUAUAAAUUCAAAGUAAUAGAAAUAGAAGUUUAUUCAGUUUUAGAAUGA